GCACUUAAAAGUGACUCAGUUUUAGGGAAAGGAAAUUGGAGUGGACAGAGUCAGAAGACUGCGUGGACGGGCAGGAGAAGGCACGGUGAUGCCUUCAACCCGGUCCCUGCGGGGACUCCACCAAGUAGCCUGUCCUGCCUGCGCUGGGCCCUUGCAGGAUGCGGUGACCACAGCCUGCGGACACACUGUCUGUCUACUCUGCCUCCCGCGCACCCCAAUGGGGGCCCAGCUGCUAUGCCCGCUCUGUCAGGAGGCAGGAGAGGAGCAAAUCCAGGCCGCAGUGGCCCCGGUGUCCCUAGGUCCCCUGAGUGAGACCUACUGCGAAGAGCACGGCGAGAAGAUCUAUUUCUUCUGCAAGACAGAUGCGGAGCUGCUCUGCGUGUUCUGCAGGGAGGGCCCCGCCCACCAGGCACACACUGUGGGGUUCCUGGAUGAAGCUAUCCAACCCUACAGGGAUCGUCUCAGGAGUCGGCUAGAAGCUCUAAGAACAGAGAGGGACAAGUUAGAAGAUAGGAAAUACCAAGAAGACCAGAAGCUCCAGGAGGUUCUGAUGCAAGUUGAAAGCAAGAAGCAACAGGUAGAAGCUGCUUUUGAAAGGCUGAAGCGGGAGCUUGUGGACCAGAGGUGUCUCCUGCUGAACAGGCUGGAGGAACUAGAACAGCAGAUCUGCAAGGAGAGGGAAGAGUACCUCAGGAAAGUCUCCCAGGAGGUCGACCGGCUGGGUGCCCAGGUUGAGGAGCUAGAGGAGAAGUGUCAGCAACCAGCGAGUGAGCUUCUGCAAGAUUCCAGACUCAAUCAGAGCAGGUAUGAGCUGAAGUCUUUUGUGAGCCCAGAGGCCAUUUCCUCUGAUCUUAUCAAGAAGAUUCGAAACCUCCACAGGAAAAUACUUUGCCUCCCAAAGAUGAUGAGGUCAUUUUCAGAAAACUUGAUGCAGCAUCUGGAGACAGAUUCAGGCUCCUAGGUACCGUGCUGCCGCUGUCCUGCCAUUGCACUUUAAGAAAUCCUCAGACACAGCUGUCACAUCUGUCCUCCAGAAACAGAAGCAUAGGAAGCAGGCAGCACGUAUGGACAGAUGGCGCUCCAUCCUGAAGCCAGAGGAGGGGUCACUCUGGACCCUCAGAUCACAACCCCAAGCUCAGUUCUCUCUAAUGGCCACCUGAGUGUCAGCUGCACCAUGAGAGUGGCCUCCAAGGUGGCCAGGAUGAGGGGAUGGCAGGACCCGGGCACCAAGGACAGUGUCCGGGCCAUACUUUUGCUCCAACUGGCCAGCACCCAUCUGCCACGCAGAAGGAGACACAGUGUUCUUUGAAGUGUAGACAUGGCCAGGUGUGAGAGAGACCUUGCAAAUAUCCCAUACCAAGGUGUCAAUCACCAUCUUUUCCUGGCCCUAUCCCACCUGAAAAGUAAGUUCCUGCCUACCUUUGAAAGACUGAGGUGGAGCCAGGGAAGUGUGGCAGACACACCAGCACCCUGGAACCCAGCUCUGUCCCCAGCAUUCAAAACUAAGGUUGGAACUUAGGACCUUGGAAUCUUACAGUUUUUAAUUUGUAUGUCCAGUACCUUCAGCUUCCUGCAAUCCUGUUCCUGGACACGAUGAUCUCUCUGAAUGGAGAGCCAGGAGCAGACAGGAAGACAUUGCCCUAGAUACCAGCAAAGCUAUGAGUCAAUGGGAUUUGGAAGGGAAACAAACAAACAAACAAAAAAAACCAGUAAAAACUUUGAAAUGACCACUGUAGGGUAACCAGGACUCUGUUUGGUUUGUAUUAAUUUAUGACUUUUGGACAUAAAGCUGUGCUUUGGGGCUUCAUCAACAACUCUGGGUGGGCCCCAAAGCCCCUUCAGGUCAUUUCUUUAGCUUUUGGGAGAAUGUUUUAAUAAAAUAUGUAACCUA
Messenger RNA from Mastomys coucha (southern multimammate mouse), 1891 nucleotides. RefSeq names its product tripartite motif containing 15 (gene Trim15). The coding region runs from base 89 to 961 and encodes 290 amino acids. The transcript has 7 exons. NCBI's taxonomy places the organism in Eukaryota, Metazoa, Chordata, Mammalia, Rodentia, Muridae. Gene Ontology annotation, molecular function: zinc ion binding. The record is from RefSeq and is a predicted model, not a curated record.